AUGCGAGCUGUGAAUCCAGUAGGAGUCCUUCCCGAGAAGUUCGAUGGGACCAAAUUUAAGAUGUGGCAGAAGAAGAUGUUCUUCUAUCUGGCCACACUUAAGCUGGAGAAGUACACCCGUGAAGAGAAACCUAUUCUCCCAUCAGAUAAUGAUGAUGCUUAUGCACUUGCAAGCAAGUUAGCUUGGGAACACAGAGACUUCCUGUGCAAAGGAUACAUUCAGAGUCGUCUUGCUGAUGCACUGUUCAACGUGUAUAGCAAUGUCGAGACGUCUAAAGAACUAUGGGAUUCUCUAGACAAGAAGUAUUGCACAAAAGAUGCUGGAUCUCAUAAAUACGCUGUGGCGAAAUUUCAAGACUACAAAAUUGUGGAUUUGAGGCAAAUAAUAGAUCAAGUGGGAGAGCUACAAACUCUUCUCCAUGAAAUUCAUGCUGAGGGGAUGAGGCUGUGUGAGACCUAUCAGGUCGCAUGCAUCAUUGAGAAGCUCCCAUCUAACUGGACGGUCUUUAAAAACUAUCUGAAGCUGAAGAAGAAGUGGAUGAGUCUCGAAGACCUAACCAUUAAGCUUCGGUGCUACAACAAAGGACGCCAAGACAAAGGAAAGGGCAAAGUACCACCACAUAACUCACAGAAGUUCAAGAAGAAGAAAUCUGGUGGUGGCGAAAGCUCUCAAAAGUUCACUGGAACAUGUCACAAUUGUGGCAAGACAGGCCAAAAAUCCUUUGAGUGCCGCAGCAAAAAGGCUCUAAGGAAAAAUGAAUCUAAUCUCGCCUAUCCAGACAUGUGCGCGAUGAUCACUGAGGCAAACGUCGCUGAGAGCCAUCCAAAGAUUUGGUGGUUCGAUACUGGUGCAACCAGGCACAUUUGCUUGGAUAGGUCAAUGUUCUCUGCCUACACCAAGAACAAGAGUGACGAGAAAAUCUUUAUGGGAAACUCUGCGACAUGA
Molecule: messenger RNA, 945 nt
Organism: Eutrema salsugineum
Lineage: Eukaryota; Viridiplantae; Streptophyta; Magnoliopsida; Brassicales; Brassicaceae
Exons: 2
Coding region: 1-945 (314 amino acids)
Source: RefSeq, a predicted model, not a curated record